Cyanidioschyzon merolae strain 10D is the source of this 954-nucleotide messenger RNA. RefSeq lists its product as hypothetical. Bases 1 to 954 code for a protein of 317 amino acids. The record is from RefSeq and is a predicted model, not a curated record. Gene Ontology annotation, cellular component: pre-snoRNP complex; nucleus. Lineage: Eukaryota; Rhodophyta; Bangiophyceae; Cyanidiales; Cyanidiaceae. The transcript has a single exon. Gene Ontology annotation, biological process: snoRNA localization; box C/D snoRNP assembly; maturation of LSU-rRNA from tricistronic rRNA transcript (SSU-rRNA, 5.8S rRNA, LSU-rRNA).
AUGGAUCGAGAUACCUUUUGUCGGGACGGUGUUGUGACGGACGACGUUGCAGACGUCUCGUGGCGGCCUGGGCAACGCUCCGUCUCCACCACGACGGAGCUCGAUGCACAACCUGACGUCGACACCGCCAGCGACAGCCACGCGAAAGCCCUAACCCCUGCAGGCACCGAAGCCCGAAAGCGGUGCUCUCAGUGCGAAAACCAGCACGAGGCUGUCUACAAGUGCCCGGUAUGUCAGCGACGGUUGUGCUCUCUGGACUGCUAUCGUGGACAUAGGGAAGCUGGUUGUUCCGGCCGGCUCGAGACAACCCGAUACGCUUUUAUUCCGCGCACUGACUACGACCUGAAGCAACUUCUUCGUGACUAUGCGUUUUUGGAAGAUCUUGAACUACGUCAACAGAGUCAUAAGCGAUACGUCCAGCAAAUACUGUCUGGCGGCGGUUCGGUGCCGCGGUUACGCGGGCCCACCGCAGCGGAGGACCACGCACGGCGGAGGCGCUUGGCAGCCGUCCAACGUGCUGCAACGAAGCGCGGCAUCCGACUUCAACUUUUACCUGAAGUAUUUUCCAAGCACCGCCGGAAUACAUCGAUGUAUCGUUCAGCAGCGGAUUGCAUCGAAUGGCGAAUUGAGUGCUUCGUUUCGGUUGCAGCGCAAGCGCCGAACGAUAGUGUCCUCGCACUGGACCGCUGCCCAGAGCAUGUCACAAUGGCCGAGGCCCUCGAGCGCCUCCAGAUACGACGAUUCGUUGCAGACACUGAGCACUUUUCGGUAUAUCUGAAAUCCGACCGAGCGAACCAGCCUCGGGUCCCGAUCCCGAAAAUGGAGGAUGUCAGGAUCGCCGAUGUCGUUCGCGCUGCCGAGUGCCUCAUUGAAUUCCCGACCCUCGAGGUUGUUGCCGAUGAGCAGACCAACGGGCAGCACCCUGCCGAGCAGCCAGUUUCCAAUGUACAGUGA